CGCUCAAGUCCUUGGUCUCGCCUGGUUUUCUGUCCUAUUUUCAGUGUAUUUACCAGUGAAUGACUUGAAAUAACUGCGGUAAAUAUCAGCUUGGAAAAAAAGCGUAAAUUGUCUUGAUUUUUAGCGGAGUUACACGUUCACGACACGAUCGAGAUACGAUUCCCAAGAAUUUUUGCUUUAACGAGGAUCUACAUAAACACUGAAGAUUGGAUCCAAGACUCCAUUUAUUCAAGUACACUCAUAGAUGCACUGAGAAGUUUCUGGGGAAUAUUUACAGAACUCACAACAAUCAAAGCAAUCUGUCGUUGUCGAGAUGGGAAUCAUUUUCGAAAUUCUGAAGCACUGUGUCAGCAAAGAAAAAAGAAGAUUCACAGAUGAUGGAUUUGACCUUGAUCUAACUUAUAUUAAACCAAAUAUAGUGGCAAUGGGUUUUCCAUCAGAUAAUCUUGAAGGAGUGUAUAGAAAUCACAUUGAUGAGGUCCUAAGAUUUCUGGAAACAAGGCAUAAAGAUCACUACAAGGUUUACAAUUUAUGUUCUGAAAGAAACUAUGAUCCAAUCAAGUUUAAAAACAGAGUUGCCACCUACCCAUUUGACGACCACAAUGCACCUCCAUUUGAGCUGAUUGAGCCGUUUUGUGUUGAUGUGCAUGAAUUUCUGAAUGAGAGUGAGCAGAAUGUAGCUUUUAUUCACUGCAAAGCUGGCAAGGGCCGGACAGGAGUUAUGAUAUGUGCAUAUUUGCUUCACAAUAAACAUUUUUUUGAGAGUGAUGGGGCACUAAAGUAUUAUGGAGAAGCAAGAACAAGAAAUGCAAAAGGUGUAACAAUUCCCAGUCAAAGGAGAUAUGUUCUUUACUACAAUCAUCUUCUUACACAUGGACUGGAGUAUACUCGCACAAUGGUAUUACUGAAGAAAAUUGAGAUGCUUUCUGAUCAAACCCUCUUAAACACCUUUAAUCCAUAUUACAUCAUUUGGCAACAGAAGGUGAACCUUUAUCAGUCUAAAGUUACUGAGGGAAGGAAAUGUGACAAAGGAUUUAUGUUUGAGCCGAGUCAACCAAUUCCAAUUUGUGGUGACAUCAAGAUAGAAUUCUUCCAUAAAGACAUGUUUAAAAAGGAGAGACUUUUCCAGUUUUGGUUUAACACAUUCUUCAUAAGUCAAGCUGCUUGGACAGAGGAAAUCCAGGAAGAUGAGCCAACUCUUCAUACGUUUGAACUUGAUCCUAAUCUACGCUAUUUUGACAUUGGAAAGGAUAAUCUUGACAAAGCACACAAAGAUGCCAAAGAGAAGAUGUUUAAGUCAGAUUUUAGGAUUCGUGUCACAUUUUCAGAAGUCACAAUGACGCGGGUAGCAAGUGUAGAAAGUGCAGCAAAUGCAGCAAGUGCAUCAGUUUCAUCAAAUGCAUCAAGUGCAUCAUUGCCUAGGAAACAUGUACGGGGGUUAUCAUCAAAGACCUCGAAAAGUCGCUCUAUGGAUUCACUAGAAACUGUUGGUCAGGAAAAUGCAGAGGAUGACUUUUCAGACUCUGACACUGAGGUGAAGUGGGAUUUAGAAGACCAAAGGAGCUCUGUAGUUGAAUAUGUUUAAAAAAUAGAAAUCUGGUAGUUCUGAGGAAAUUUCUAGGACCAUAAAUUAUAAUUUUUGUAAUAAAUAGGCCAGUAUGACUUUGUUUUGGCAGUAUUAGGUGAGUUUAAUGUACUUGUACAUUGUUUGAAAUAUAGCAAUUCAAAACUACAUGUUAUGUGAGUAGAUACAGUACUUCAUCAGGAUGCCUGUACAUAUAUUCUAACUCUGAAUCUCUUACGGAUAGAAAUAAUAUUGUUUUUGUGCGAUACUGGUUGGAUUUAGUACCCUGUUUCCAAAAGGUCCUUUACUGUUCACUUUUGAUCAUUUGGUGGCCAGUGGAAAGGAGAAAAUUUUGGCAGCAUAAUUUACUAAUUUGGUGACUUGAUUGACUACAAUAACAUGCUUGUCUGGUAGUUAUUCCUAUGGUCACCAAAAGGUUUGCUUUUUACAUUUGUUAUUGCUUGUUUUCAUGGAAACUUGGCUAUGUGAAAAAGAAAUAGAUAUAUUUUGUCAUGUUAAAUGUUGUGACUUUGUUUAUAAAAAUUAUUUUGAAGGAACUUGAUUUCACCAAAAAAAAAAAAAAAAAGGUUGUGAAGAGCUGAUCCACGUGAAAAAACUAAGGCAGCAAAAUUUUAUCAUGUUAUUUUGGAGUAAAGUAUUCAACAGUGCUGUAUCUGUAAACUGUGAUUACAAGAUAGAUUUAUUUUAAAAAUUUAUCUCUUUUUUACACUGAAAGUAUAACUUGGUUUAUAGAAGCUCUUGAAACAGACUGCAGAGUCAGUUUCUUUUUGUAAUCAUAAAAAACAUGUAUCAAAACAUUUAGUAUUCUUAUGAAUUCAUCUUUGUAAGAUUUUCCUUCAUCUUUUUAUGUUUUGUUUUUGUAAAUGAUCGAAUGUCAGGUGGCAUUGAAAUAAGUACUGAUAAAUAGUUUUUUUUCAUAUAAUUAAAGUAAUUGAAUUGGACCAUUUUGUACAUCUCAGUAAAAGGAAAAUAUAUAGUUUGUUUAUUUGUGUGCCUAUGCAACAUUUACUGGACAAAAAUGUAAAUUAUUUGUUGGAGAUCACUUUUCAUACUUACAUUCCAAGGGUGGAUCCAGGAUUUAGUGAAGGUGGAUUUGGAUAAAUGUCUACUGAAAGGUGGAGAAUUCCAGGGUGAAGGUGUUAAAAAAGUUAUGAAGUGUUUUAAGGGAUAAUUGCAGAAAAAAAACUGAGGAAUAGGCAUGUGUUUCAAUGUUUUUCAGGUCAGUGUUGGGGGGUGUUACCAAACCACCUAAACCACCUCUGGAUCUGUCCCAGCAUUCUAGGCAUGAGUGUAAAUCUCAGUGCAACUGUUUUCUUUAUCCUCUAUCUGGUAUAGCUGAAGGUUCCAAUAUUACACUUUUAAUCAACAUGAUAAUGACCAUUCCCCAAGGCUUAAUGGCCACCAAAAAGGAUAAUCCUUUACUAAAAGGGAAUGAAAAAGUGUAGUUUCCUAAAUGGUUUAUUCCAUAAUUAGCUCACUCUCAGUCUGUGAUUUUAGACUUGUCUCAUGAGGAGAAUUUUACAAAAGCAUUACGGAGUUUUUUUUUUUCUUAUUUUUUUGGAUUCCCCAAUUAGCUUCUAAAGUGGCAAAGAUUUCAAUGUGCAUUGAAUAUCAAUAAAAUAUUUGCAAUGUUCCUAUGAUGGGGUCACCAAAAAGCAAAUAGGUGUCUCAAAAGAAGAUGAAACUCUUGAAAAGUUUUCAAGAUUUCAAUUGUCAUUGGAUAUGUGUUAUGCCUUUAUUUUCAUCUAUUAGUUGAGGUGUAAAUAAUUGAGUGAAUAAUAUGUAAAUACCUCAUCUUCAGUUAGCCUACCAGCAGGCACUCAUUAUUAGGUUGAGACCUUGACCACAGCCAGCAAAGAAUCUGGUACUUCUAGUGCAAUAUCUCUCACAGACCUUUCCCAGCUCACCACAAACUUUUUAACCAUUUAACUCCCAGAUCAAACUUGUAAUUCUUCUCACUGUCGGUCAUACAAUUCUUAUAAUGUUAAUUCAGAGAAUGUAGUAUUGGAUCAACUAGUUAUCUCCAAAUUGAUAGUUUUCUUUAUUCUCACUACUUAUCUGCUUGAUAAUGUAUUGAUCUUGUAAGGAGAAAUUCUGUCUUGAACACUCAUGGGAGUUAAAAGGUUAAAAGGCAAAGAAAUGCUUGUCUCACAGUGUUAGUCAUGAUGACCUUCUUGUUGGCUAUUCCUAAUUUUUUCAAUGGAAAUCCUUUGGAAAACAAUCAGAGAUUUUUUUUGAUAUGAUAACAAAUUCUGAGCAGUAUAUUAGUAAGGUUUGAUUGCUAGCCAGUGAGAUGUAGCUGUCAGAACCGAAACUAUUUAAAUUUUACUCUCACUAGGUAGCCAUUGUCUUGCUAUUAUUUUUAAAUAAAAAGUCAAUGAAAGAAACAUGCUUAACCAUUAAGUUUCUUUCAAAAUAGAUAUUAUGUUGUUGUACAUCCCAUUGCAACACGUUU
Pocillopora verrucosa is the source of this 4040-nucleotide messenger RNA. RefSeq names its product phosphatidylinositol 3,4,5-trisphosphate 3-phosphatase and dual-specificity protein phosphatase PTEN-like. Gene Ontology annotation, molecular function: protein tyrosine phosphatase activity; phosphatidylinositol-3,4,5-trisphosphate 3-phosphatase activity. Gene Ontology annotation, biological process: protein dephosphorylation; negative regulation of cell population proliferation; phosphatidylinositol 3-kinase/protein kinase B signal transduction. The record is from RefSeq and is a predicted model, not a curated record. Gene Ontology annotation, cellular component: nucleus; cytosol; plasma membrane. NCBI's taxonomy places the organism in Eukaryota, Metazoa, Cnidaria, Anthozoa, Scleractinia, Pocilloporidae.